Molecule: messenger RNA, 694 nt
Organism: Melospiza georgiana
Lineage: Eukaryota; Metazoa; Chordata; Aves; Passeriformes; Passerellidae
Gene: GNG12
Product: G protein subunit gamma 12
Exons: 4
Coding region: 155-376 (73 amino acids)
Biological process (GO): G protein-coupled receptor signaling pathway
Cellular component (GO): heterotrimeric G-protein complex
Molecular function (GO): G-protein beta-subunit binding
Source: RefSeq, a predicted model, not a curated record
GGCGGGGCUUGGCUCGGUGGGCGUGGCCCCCGCUCCCGCUCCGGUCGCCCGUGGAGACACCGGGAGCGGCGCUCGGAUCAUUACACCGAUAAAAUCAAGGCAAGCUGGACAGGGAGCAGGUCUGCCUAUGUAGAGCCUCCCUGCCCCUCUGAAAAUGUCAGGCAAAACAGCCACCACGAGCAACAACAUCGCCCAGGCCCGCAGGACCGUGCAGCAGCUGCGCAUCGAGGCCUCCAUCGAGAGGAUAAAGGUGUCCAAGGCCUCGGCUGACCUGAUGCUGUACUGUGAGGAGCACGCCAAGAAGGAUCCCCUGCUGAUGGGCAUCCCAGCCUCCGAGAACCCCUUCAAGGACAAGAAAACCUGCAUUUUGUUAUAGGGCAGGCAGGGGCAGCCCCUCCUGCCCAGCCCCUGGGCCAAGCACCACCGCUCCCCCAGGUACCUGCACCCCGUGGGCACCCCCUGAGCUCCCCAAGGCAUUCCUGCUGCCCCUGUCCCCCUUAGGAGCUUUCUGCCUCUCUGUCCUGGCCAAGGGAGUGGGCUCCAGGGUCUCUGCACUGCACGGGGGGUCCUGGUGGCAUUUGCCAACUCCAGCACGACCAAAGUUGCCUGAGCUUUGCAGACAAAGCAGAGCUGUGGAGACCUGAUGGAAUCACUGGGUUUACAUUUUAUAAAAUUGUGGAUUUUUUUUUUUUUU